AUGACAGCAGACUUUUUCGAAUUAAUGCAUAGGCCGUGGUUCUCGAACCAGUUACAUAAGUUGUUUAAAUCGGCAGCUAACAUUCUGUUUGCUUCGAUGUACGUAGAGGGAGUGAAUGAAAGGUAUAUCAGUUUUCUAGCUGUUCUAUUUUGUAUAUGUCUUGUUAUGUCUGUGUUAAUAAAACCCAAACAGUUGUCAAGGUUUUUGAAGCUGGGCUCAAAGAGGCGGGAAGCGUUCUACGAUGCAGGAAGGAAGAUGGUGUAUUAUGACACUAUCACUCCGUAUACAAGUUGUUAAUUUAAACCUAAUAAAAAUUGCUAGGUAUUACUGGUAUAAAUAUUUGCAGUAAGCGGAU
Messenger RNA from Acanthoscelides obtectus, 355 nucleotides. NCBI's taxonomy places the organism in Eukaryota, Metazoa, Arthropoda, Insecta, Coleoptera, Chrysomelidae. The record is from the annotation of a GenBank genome assembly.